Messenger RNA from Diplodia corticola, 750 nucleotides. RefSeq lists its product as uncharacterized. The transcript has a single exon. Lineage: Eukaryota; Fungi; Ascomycota; Dothideomycetes; Botryosphaeriales; Botryosphaeriaceae. The record is from RefSeq and is a predicted model, not a curated record. The coding region runs from base 1 to 750 and encodes 249 amino acids.
AUGCAAGUUUCUCAAAGUACCCUCCCCUUAGACAAGGGCACCACUUACAAUCAGAAGAAAUGGGCGAAUGAUUUGCCUCAGCACCCACGGGCCUUCUGGAAAGCCGGCAUGAAAGCACUGCGGAAAUUGUGCAAUGGUGGAAAGCCUCGCCGGCUGAAGGAAGUCAUCCCCUUCCUUUCUCUCACAAGAGCCAUAGCCCAGACCACAGGUUUUCGACAGGGCUUGGUGUCAGAUUUUGAUCAGGACCUCCACCUAUGGAUGACCAUCUUCGGAGACGACGUGAGCAAACGAGAACUCUUUGCAAAUGCCAUCAACGAUAUUUGGAGUGUCGACUUGCAGAGCUACGUCUUGGAUUUUGCCAGCGACCAGCCAAUCCCCGAAGAGACUCUCGAACGGUUGCAGAAGCUGGCAGAAGAGCUCCUGGAACAGGCCAGUUCGACCUUUGGCUGUCUCGGGGGGCUUGAAAAGGCCCGUUUGAAAUGGCAACAAAAGUACCCUGACGGAAGCCCACCAGAAGCGCGUCCGUAUGGAGAAGACUUGACUCACAUAGACGACGAUACACCAUUGCCUCUAUCCCGUGGGUCAGGCGAUGAACCAUUCCGAGAAGAUUGGAAACCAGAGCGCAUUAGUAUGGACUGUGCUUCACCGGAUCGCAUCCAUUUGAUGCUACUUGCCAGUGUAGCAUUUGCCUGCGCCAUCUCAUUCAUCUUGAGUAAGCCUGAGUAUUCCAUCUUUCGGAUUGAUGAUUAA